This is a messenger RNA of Cariama cristata (Red-legged seriema), 489 nucleotides long. RefSeq names its product avidin-like. The record is from RefSeq and is a predicted model, not a curated record. The annotation marks the transcript as partial. Lineage: Eukaryota; Metazoa; Chordata; Aves; Cariamiformes; Cariamidae. Gene Ontology annotation, molecular function: biotin binding. The transcript has 4 exons.
CUCCUCUGCCAGGCAGCCGAGAUCCCCAGGGGCGAAAAGGCUGGUGCAAAGGAGGCAAAGACGGCCAACACCAAGUGGUGGUCAGGCCGCGAGCAAAAACACCCCACAAGGAAUAGCAAGCAGUGCAACCUGACCGGCUGGUGGGAGAAUGAGCUGGGCUCCAGGAUGUACGUGUCCACGGUUGAUGGCGAGGGCAACUUCUCUGGCGAGUACCACACCGCCGUGUCAAGCGCCCAGAAACCCAUCAAGCCAUCCCCCCUUGUCGGCUCCCAGCACUUGGAUGAGGACGGGCAGUGCACCUUUGGCUUCACUGUCAACUGGAAGAAGUUUUCUGACUCCACAGCUGUCUUCGUGGGCCAGUGUUUUGCUGGGGACGAUGGGGAGGAGGUCCUGCAGACCUCCUGGCUGCUGCGGGAGAAGGUCGACUCCCUGCCCAGUGACUGGAAAGCCACCAGGACCGGCCGCAAUGUCUUCAUUCGGAUAGGCUGA